UCUAUGUAUAGAUUGAAACACGCGGAGCGUCAGUCUGCUCUUGUCUGUCACGCUGACUUGGCUGCUUGAGGAAAAUCAGAAGCUCUUUUGUGACAGACUUGCACCAGGACCAUUAAUUUUUGCAAAAAUAUUUUUUUCCGUUUCAUCCUUUUCUUUUUUGCUGAAAAUUUCAAAAAAAAUAAAUUCUCAACUUUCGAUCUGAUUUUAUUCGACAAAAAAAAAGAAAGAAUGUUUGCUGGCCCAAUUGUUUUUAUUAUAUUCAUAGUGACUUGUUCAUUCGCUGAGGAAUCUUCAUCAAAUGAUGUGUCACAAGAGAAACGUGCGCCAAUGGGUUUUCAGGGGAUGCGAGGGAAAAAGGAUCUUACAUCUUCAGAAAACGACGAGUACUCUAAAAGAGCCCCCAUGGGAUUUCAGGGAAUGCGUGGAAAGAAAAUUAUCAUUGGACCUGACAUAGAAGAGAGUUAUCCUUUUGAAAAUUCGGACAAGCGUGCGCCAAUGGGUUUUCAGGGUAUGAGAGGAAAGAAAGAAUAUUUGGUACCAAUUUUCGAAGAUCCUUAUUAUAAUGAGGAUUUUGAGAAGAGAGCGGCAAUGAUGGGUUUUCAAGGGAUGAGGGGUAAAAAGAAUAUAAAUGACGAUGAAUUCGAUAAGCGUGGACCUAUGGGUUUUCAAGGAGUCAGGGGCAAAAAGUCCUUAGAAGAAAUUUUGGAAGAUAUGGAAAAAAGAUCAAAAGCAGGAUUUCAUGGAACAAGGGGAAAAAAGUCAUACGCUUAUGAUUAUCCUGAUGAAUUUGAAAAAAGGGCAUUAGCAAUGGGAUUUCAGGGUAUGAGGGGCAAAAGAGAGGAAUUUAAUGACGAAUGGGAGAAAAGAGCACCAAUGGGCUUUCAAGGAAUGAGAGGCAAAAAAAAUGCAUUGGAUGAUAUUCAAGAACUACAAAAACGAGCCAUUAUGGGAUUUCAGGGAGUAAGGGGAAAAAGAAACAUAGAACAAUCUUCUGUGACUAAGAAUGAGGGAGAGAAACGAAAACUAUUAAGUUUUCAAGGGCCAAUGAGAGAUAGAGAGGACAGUGUACCCCAGAAUUUCGAAAAGAGAUCGCCCUUUUGGCAUUUCGGAAGUCGUGGUAAGAAAAAUCCUCGCUGGGAGUUUCGGGGGAAAUUUGUGGGAGUCCGAGGAAAAAAAUGGGUCCCCUCUUCACAGGAGGAUGAAAGUCGACUAAAAAACUUGUUUGAUAACAUCGAGAGGCUGAAUCGCCUGCCAGGAUAUACUUCACUUUUAGAAAUGCAGUAGUCUUGUGCAGCAGUGAAUAAAAUUUAAAUUAAUUUUAGCGAAGGAACGUAAGAGCAGGCUGUCAACGUUUAAUAACAAAUAAAAAAGUGAGAUAAACGUCAACUAUUGCGUUUCUAAUCAAUUUUUUGUUAAUCAGAAAAAUCUAGCUUAUUUUCUCGGACGCUCGUGCUUAUAUAAACUAUAUAUAUAUAUACAUAAAAAAAUGAGAAAAAAAAUACUGUUUUCUAUAGAAACGAGAAAUUAUUCGAUUGGCAGAAAAUGUAUAAACGACCCUUGCGAGCAAAAAAUGAAGAAAAAAACAGUCGCUUAUAUCUCUAAAUGUUUUUCAAUCAAAAUUAAUUAAAUUAAUUAAGUAAAUUAAAAAUAGAAAUUAAUUUCUUUUGCAUUCUAUAAAUUUAAUUUUAAGAAAAUUAAUCUAAUUAUUAUCAUUGAAUUAACGAUAUUCAUUCUUGAACUUAUCACUCGAGUAGAAACGCCCACACAGUCCCCCACUUAUUUUAUUAACCAAUGAAAUAAGUGAAAGAUCCCAUGUGGGCGUAACAAUUCAGUCUACAAGUUCAAGCAUAGAAUAUUGAUUAUUGCAUCCAAAUUUUAAUGAUAAAAAUAAAAAUAUUAUUUAAAAUAUAAAAAUUUUAAGAAUAAUAUGUGAAUCACUGUGUGUAUGACGAUUAUAAUUUAUUUAUAAGCAACUGUUUAAACGAGAAUGUGAAAAAAAAAUAAACACGCUUGAAGAUUAAUUGAAGGAGUCACUGUUAGAAGCCUAUAUAAUAUAUAUUAUAUAAAUCAGUAUUAAUAUUGUGAAUCUAUUUUUUAAUAUACAAAUUAUAAUCUAGACUCUGUUUCGUGUGCCAUUGAGUGGCUCCUUCUUAUUCUCAUUUUUGUACAAGGAAUCAUGACAGUUAUUAAUGGCGAAGUAAUAAUUAAACGUCCUUAAUCCCAAUUAAAUUGUAAACAUAAAAAAAGAAGUGAAUAUUUAAUAUAUCGCGAUAUAAAUAGGUCAUAUAUUUUUCUCUGAAUGUUAUACUAUACUGAUAUAGACGUAUUUAUUCAAAAAAUAUAUCUGUGUACCUCCUUAUCAAAUCGAACGAAUAAAAAUGUCUUAUAUACCAUACUUUAGUCAUCAGAAUAAAAAAUAUACAAUAUGCAAAAUUGUACAAAUACAAUUAUGCGAAUAAUAUUUAAACAAAACAAAAAACACGGAGGGCACAUUUUUUUUUUAUCCAGCCAUGUUAUUUUGUAACUAAUGUAUUUGAAAGUAACGCGUUACAGAAAAUUUUAUUUAAACUAAAAUUUGUACUCAAAAUUAAUAUUUUAAAUUUAAAUUGGAUUUUUAUAAAUAAUUUUAAUUAUUAAAUUUUAUUUUUAAAAAAUAUAACUAACGCGUUACAACUUUUUGAAAAUAACAGUUUUACUUUUUAGGAGGCAAAUAAAAAAAUACACGGAAUAUUUCCUUGAAUUGAGAGAUAAAUGGUAUAUAUACGUCUUUUUUCUAUUAAUGAAGUGUGCAAAUAUUUAUCAAUCAAUAAUUAUUUUUAAAUUCGAGACAAAUCGUCAAUCAUCAUGAUUUCCCCUUUAUGUAUAUUUUUUUAACAUAGCUUUAUGAAAGUUGGUAUGAAAGAUCAUCUAAUAUUAUUAGCAUUUUCUAUUCCCUAAAUUAAUUUAUUUCAAAAUUAAUUAUACUUUUAUUAAACAUAAAACAUAUAUUUAAAUUCAUUACAUAUAUCCGAAAUGAAAAUAUUUAAAAUUUUAAUGUAUAAUUUAUUAGUAAAAUUUUUUGUAAAGAUAAUUAAUGUCAUUUAAAAAAAAAAGAAACGUUUUUGAUGAAAUUUCACACGAGACUCGACCAGAAAAACAAUCUAGGCUGGAAGAGGAACAAAUUUAUUUAUAAUCCUUAAUCCUAUCGUAUAUAGAAUAGAAUUAAUCCUCAACUUCAUACAUAUAUAUCUAUAUACAUAUAUAUCUAAAUAAAUCCUACUAUAAAAAAAAUUUACAAGUAUUUAUUAACAUCGAAAGUAAAGUAUAAAGGAAAUAGAAAAAUAUAUUUUAUUUUCAAAAAAUAAGAAUAAAAAAAAAUGUUGAAAAUGAUAAAGAUUUAUAAAAUGAAUAAAAUUUCACGAUACCGUUAAAAAGUUUUGCUAAAUUUUACAAUUUAAAUCUAUUUUUAAUUCCUGCUAGUAAAAAAAAUAGAAACAUAAAAAGAAAUAACACUUUUUUUAGCUUGCCUACUAUUGUAAAAACUUACUGACAGGAAUUGAAAAUAUUCUUAAAAAAAUUCAUAAUACAUCAAACAUUGUUUAUAAAAAUGUAUUUACAUUUUUUUAAUAAUUAUGUUUAUUCAAUGAAGAAAUGUUAAGAUUUUAAUUACGAAUAAAAAUUAAACAUUAUAAAAACAAUAAUAAAUAAACUGAUUCUCAUUAUUAAGAAAAAGUAAUUAUUUUAAAUUCAAAUAAUGUGUACAAUAAGAAAAUUAAUUUAAUUUAAGUAGUUCAUAAUUAAUGAAAUUAUAAUCAUUAUAAUGAAUCAUAAAAAAAAUUAUUUUUCAUAUAAGUGGAAAUAUUAUUACUUUUCUCGACUAAAGUAUGGUAAUAAAAAGUUUAUAAAAAAAAUUUUCAAAUAUUGGUAUAUAAAUUUAUAAAAAUAUAAUGUAUCGGUUACUUUAAUUCUUCGAUUUUGCAUAAAAAUCAUCAAGAAAAUUUUUUUUCAUUAAACUGCUCUAAAUAGCACAUUUUCCUGUAUAUUCUAUUGUUUCCCAAAAAUAAAAAUCUUUCUAAAAAUAAAUGUCCUAAAACUGUAGCCUGAUAUAUAUAUAUAAGAAAUAAUUCAAUUUUUUUAUAGAAAACUUAAUUUGUUUUAAAAAAAAAUUAAUUUACUUCCUCAAAAAUUUGAAAUUAAUUUCAUAUACUGAAUAAUACAUUUCAAAGUUGUGAAACAGCUCUCGUUUAUAAUAAUUGGAAUCGGUGCUAAAAUCAACGACGUACUUGAUAUGUGAUUAUAUAUAUGAUAUAAAUUUAAUUUAUAAGAAUAUGUUAAAAUGUCAUGUCAUAUAUUGUGCAAUGUUAAAUUAAAAAAAAAACAAAUGUAUGCAGAAAAUAGAGAUAGAUAUAUAGGUCAUUUAAAAAGACAAGAUGGAAAAAAAUUUAGACAACAUUUUUAAUAAUAUUGUUAAAAAUUUUGUUGAAAUUACUUUUCCAUUAUACCAACAAGUGGCAUAAGAAUGAUAAUAUUCUUCAAAACAAACGUACCUACUUCCUAUAUUAACGGAAAUGAAUUAAUGCUGUGACAGAAAUUUUUGUUGAAUGUAUAUAAAUUAUUUGAUUUAUGCAGAGAUACGACGAAAAUAUACAAAUAUGUAAUAAAAAAAUAAAAAUGUGACUAAUUA
This is a messenger RNA of Leptopilina boulardi, 4663 nucleotides long. It is a transcript of the gene Tk, whose product is annotated as tachykinins. The record is from RefSeq and is a predicted model, not a curated record. Lineage: Eukaryota; Metazoa; Arthropoda; Insecta; Hymenoptera; Figitidae. Bases 229 to 1284 code for a protein of 351 amino acids. The transcript has 7 exons.